AUGUCAAAAGUUUUGAAAUCACCAUUGAGUAAAAGUCUCAAAAUUGCUUUGAUUCAAUUGAAAGCCGGUAAUGAUAAACAAGCCAAUUUGUUAAAAGUUACUAAAUUCAUUGAAGAUGCAGUCAAACAAAAUCCGACUAUUGUUAUGUUACCUGAAUGUUUCAAUUCACCUUACGCUGUUGAUCAAUUUCGUGAAUAUGCUGAGUUAAUCCCACAAGGUGAAACAACUACAUUAUUAUCAAAAUUAGCUAAAGAGCAUAAGGUAUAUAUUGUUGGUGGUUCCAUACCUGAAAAAAUCGAAGGUGGUCAAAAUAUUUACAAUACAAGUUUAACAUUUAAUCCAGAUGGAGAAAUUAUUGCCCAACAUCGUAAGGCUCAUUUAUUCGAUAUUGAUAUUCCAAACGGAAUCACAUUUCAAGAAAGUUUAACUUUGACUGCUGGUGAUAAAGCUACUGUUUUUAAACUUGGUGAAUAUGGUAAUGUUGGAUUAGGUAUUUGUUACGAUAUAAGAUUUCCUGAAUUGGCUUCAAUUGCAAGCUAUGCUCCAAAUAAUUCAUUUGCUAUGUUUUAUCCAGGUGCUUUUAAUACUACUACUGGUCCAUUACAUUGGCAUGCUUUAGCUAGAGCAAGGGCAAUAGAUAAUCAAAUAUUUGUAAUUUUAUGUUCACCUGCAAGAGAUGUAGAAAAUCCAAAGAAUUAUCAAGCUUAUGGACAUUCUUUAGUUGUUGAUCCAUUUGGUAAAAUUAUUGCAGAAGCUGGUGAAAAUGAUGAAGAAAUAAUCUAUGCUGAAUUAGAUCCAAAUUUAAAUCCAAAUGCAAGACAAGGAAUACCUGUUCAUUAUCAAAGAAGAUUUGAUAUUUAUAAUGAUGUAAGUAAAGAUGCUAAAGUAAAUUCAAAAUAG
Molecule: messenger RNA, 900 nt
Organism: Insectozyma verbasci
Lineage: Eukaryota; Fungi; Ascomycota; Pichiomycetes; Serinales; Debaryomycetaceae
Source: the annotation of a GenBank genome assembly